Centropristis striata (black sea bass) is the source of this 4875-nucleotide messenger RNA. Its product is annotated as NACHT, LRR and PYD domains-containing protein 12-like. Gene Ontology annotation, molecular function: protein binding. The coding region runs from base 1 to 4395 and encodes 1464 amino acids. NCBI's taxonomy places the organism in Eukaryota, Metazoa, Chordata, Actinopteri, Perciformes, Serranidae. The record is from RefSeq and is a predicted model, not a curated record. The transcript has 16 exons.
AUGAGUUGGUCGAGGGAGGAGAGAGAGGGGGGAAUCCCUCCCUCCAGAUGCACUUCGUCUGGGAAAUAUGACAGUCUGAUCCAAGCUAAGAGUCCAGUGCAGCAAGAGGGAGCUGAAUCCUCCACACCCAGCUGUGUCUCCAUGAAGAGUGACUCAUCCAUGGAACCACCAUUUACUUUUACAAUGCAUUCUCCUGAAGCAAAUGAAGAGGUUCUGCAAGAGAGGGAAGAGUCGCCCACACCCAGCUGUGUGUCCAUGAAGAGUGACGAGUCUAUGAAAUCACCUCUUGCUUUCCAAAAGCAUUUUCCUGAGAUAAAAGUUCACCAGGAGACGUUACAGGUUCCCUGUGAUCAACCUGCCCUGACACAUCAAGUGGAAUUGAACUCCAUAUUUAUGCUGCUUGAGGAGAACAUGGUCUCCUUUGUGAAGAGUGAGCUGCAGAAGUUCCAGAAGUUCCUGAGAGCAGAUAACGCUGAAUGCUUAGAGUGGCAGUGCAAAGAUGAGGGGGCAGUGAACAGUGAAGAGGAAAAACGGGAAAAAAGCAGCCAAGAAGCAUUUUUGAAGAUCACAAUUAACUUCCUAAGGAGUAUGCAGCAAGAGGAGCUGGCUGAUACGCUGCACAACAAAAGUCUUGCCACACUUUGCCAGCGCAACCUCAAAUCUCAUCUGAAGGACAAGUUUCAGUAUUUGUUUGAGGGGAUUCCUAAAGAAGGAAACCCUACACUUCUGAAAGAAAUCUACACAGAACUCUACAUCACAGAAGGACGCAGUGUGGAGCUCAAUGAUGAACAUGAGAUUAGACAGAUUGAAGCAGCAUCCAGGAAAUCAUCAGUGCUGGAAACAGCUAUCAGAUGCGAAGACAUCUUUCAACCAUUGCUCAGAAAAGAUAAACCAAGCAGAACAGUGAUGACAAAAGGAGUGGCUGGCAUUGGGAAAACUGUCCUAACCCAUAAAUUCACUCUGGACUGGGCUGAAGACAAAGCCAACAAAGACAUACAGUUCACAUUUCCAUUUACAUUCAGAGAGCUGAAUCUGCUGAGUGGAAAAAACUACAGCUUAGUGGAACUUCUUCAUCUCUUCUUUAAAGAAACCAAAGAAGCAGAAAUACACACCAUUGACAAGUUCAAGGUCGCGUUCAUCUUUGAUGGUCUGGAUGAGUGUCGACUUCCUCUGGACUUCCAGAGUAACAUGAUCCUGACUGAUGUUACAGAGUCAACCACAGUGGACGUGCUGCUGACAAACCUCAUCAGGGGGAAACUGCUUCCCUCUGCCCGCCUCUGGAUUACCACACGGCCCGCUGCAGCCAAUCAGAUCCCUGCUGACUGUGUUGACAUGGUGACAGAGGUGAGAGGGUUCACUGAACCACAGAAGGAGGAGUACUUCAGGAGAAGAUUCAAAGAGGAGGAGCAGGCCAGCAGGAUCAUCUCCCACAUCAAGGCAUCACGAAGCCUCCACAUCAUGUGCCACAUCCCGGUCUUCUGCUGGAUCAUUGCGACAGUUCUGGAGGAUGUGUUGAAAACCAGUGAGAGAAGAGAGCUGCCCACGACUCUGACUGAGAUGUACACACACUUUCUGGUGGUUCAGUCCAAACUGGCAAAUGUCAAGUAUCAUGAAGCAGCUGAGACAGAUCCACUGUGGAACACAAAGACCAGCAAGAUGAUUGUUUGUCUGGGAAAACUGGCUUUUGAGCAGCUGCAGAAAGGCAACCUCAUCUUUUAUGAAGCAGAUCUCAGAGAGUGUGGCAUUGAUAUCAGAGCUGCCUCUGUGUACUCAGGCGUGUUCACGCAGAUCUUUAAAGAGGAGCAAGGGCUGUACAAAGAGAAGGUUUUCUGUUUUGUUCAUCUGAGCGUUCAGGAGUUUCUGGCUGCCUUUUACGUCUUCCUGACUUUCAUCAACACUGGUGUUAAUAUACUGACAGAAACACAAUCCGUAUCCACAUGGUCAACACUGCUAAAAAGAAAAUCCAGACUAACACGUCUCUACGAAAGUGCAGUCGAUGAGGCUUUACAGAGCCCGAACGGACACCUGGACUUGUUCCUCCGCUUCCUCCUGGGCCUUUUACUGGAGCAAAAUCAGAGUGCCUUUGAAGGCCUGCUUAAAAACAAAGGAUGUAGCACAGAGACCAGUCAGGAGACAGUCCAGUACAUCAAGAAGAAGAUCAGGAAGAACCCCUCUCCAGAGCGAUGCAUCAACCUGUUCCACUGUCUGAAUGAGCUGAAUGAUCAUUCUCUAGUGGAGGAGAUCCAACAGUACCUGCUUUCAGGAAGUUUGUCCACUAACAAUCUGUCUCCUGCUCAGUGGUCAGCUCUGGUCUUCAUAUUAUUGUCAUCACAGAAAGAAUUGGACGUAUUUGACUUAAAGAAAUACUCUGCUUCAGAGGAAGGUCUUUUCAGGCUGAUGCCAGUGGUCAAAGCUUCUAAUACAUCUUUGCUGAGUGGCUGCAUGUUGUCAUGGAGAAGCUGUGAACCUCUCGCCUCAGUUCUCAGUUCACAGUCCACUAAUCUGAGAGUGCUCGACCUGAGUAACAAUGAACUGCACGACGUAGGACUGAAGCUACUCUCUGCUGGACUGAUGAGCCCAAACAGUAGACUGCAAACGCUCAGGUUAACUCAAACCAGCUUCACAGAGGCCUGGUGUCAGGAACUCCCAACAGUUCUCAGAUCCUCCAAUUUGAAAGAGCUUGACCUCAGUAACAACAACCUGCAGGAUUCAGGAGUGACACUGCUUUCUCCUGGACUGGAAAGUCCAGAGUGUACACUGACAACAUUCAGGCUCAGUCAUUGUAAGCUGUCAGAGAGAAGCUGUGAAGUUUUGGCCUUAGCUCUCAGCUCUGUGUCCUCCUGUCUGAAAGAACUGGACCUGAGUCACAACAAUCUGCAGGAUUCAGGAGUGAAGCUUCUAUCCACUGGAUUAGCGAGUCCACACUGUACACUGCAAACGCUCAGACUCAGUGGCUGUGAGCUGACAUGGAGAGGUUGUGAAGCUCUGCCCUCAGUUCUCAGCUCACAGUCCUCUAACCUGAAGGAGCUGGACCUGAGUAACAAUAACUUGGAAGAUGCAGUAGUGCAGUUGCUCUCCGUUGGACUAGAGCAUCCACACUGCACACUGGAAACUCUCAGGUUGAAUCAGACCAGCCUCACAGAGAGCUGCUGUAAUGGAUUUGCAUCAGUUCUCAGCUCCCAGUUCUCCAGUCUGAGAGUGCUGGACCUGAGUAACAACGACUUACAGGAUAAAGGAGUCAACCAGCUUUCUGCUGGACUGGAGAGUCCACACUGUACACUUGAAACUCUUAGGAUGAGCAUGUGCAAGCUGUCGUGGAUGAGCUGUGAAGCUUUGUCCUCAGCUCUCAGCUCCCACUCCUCCAGUCUGAGAGAGCUGGACCUGAAUAAUAACCACCUGCAGGAUUCAGGAGUCAAGCUGCUUUUUGCAGGACUGAAGAAUUCACACUGUAGACUGAAAUGUCUUCGGCUGAGUGGCUGUCAGCUGUCGUGGAGAAGCUGUGAAGCUCUGUCCUCAACACUCAGCUCCCAGUCAUCCGAUCUGAGGGAAGCAGAUCUGAGUAAAAAUGACCUGCAGGAUUCGGGGGUAAAGCUACUCUCUGCUGGACUACGGAGUUCAAAAUGCAACCUUGAAGUCCUCAGCUUGUCAGGCUGUCAGGUCACAGAGAAAGGCUGUUCUUCUCUGGCCUCAGCUCUGAGCUCCAACCCCUCUCAUCUGAGAGAGCUGGACCUGAGCUACAACCAUCCAGGACACUCAGGGGUGAAGGUACUUUCUGCUGGACUGGAGGAUCCACAGUGGAGACUGGACACUCUCAGGAUACACCAUAGGGGAGAGCAGAGGUUGCAACCUGGUCUGUUAAAGUAUGCCUGUGAACUCACACUGGACCCAGACACGGCACACAGAAAGCUUAUACUGUCUGAGAACAAGAAAGAAGUUACGUUAGUGACAAAAAAGCAGCCACGUCCUUAUCACCCAGAGAGAUUCGACUACUGGAAACAGCUGCUGUGUACGGACGGUUUGACUGGCUGCUGUUACUGGGAGGUAGAAAGGGUAGGCGGGGUUUAUAUGGGGGUUACUUACCGAGGAAUUGGAAGAAGUGGGAAGGGUGAUGACUGCAGGCUUGGAUGGAAUGAAACGUCCUGGACUCUGUUCUGCUCUGACGAGGGUUACUCUGCAUUUCACAAUGACAGAGAAAUAGAUUGUGCUGCCCCCUCCCGUUCAAACAGAGUGGCAGUGUAUCUUGACUGGCCUGCUGGCACUCUGUCCUUCUACAGAGUCUCUUAUGGCACACUGGAUCACCUCCACACCUACUACUGCAGAUUCACCGAACCCCUCUAUCCUGCGUUUAGGUUGGGGUGGUCUGGCUCCUCAGUCAGCGUGUUUACAGGCAUUUAAGUAACCUGGUAAUGCUUAAAAACAAAAAACCUGGUUUCCUUAAUGAGUGAAAUAUAUUCAAAGCUACCUGAGCCCCGUUUCCAGAUGGAGCCAUGCCAUUGUUCCAACAACCCAUUAUUCCAACACCUCAAUAGUCAAAAAUCUAUCCCACUGGACUGUAAACCCAUUUGUCCGACACCCAUUGCUCCAAAAGACCACACUGUAAUCAUCUAACUGUAGUCGGACUCGCCAGAUGUAGACUAUUGGGAUUAGCCUGCCACUGGUCACCUAUUCCAGACUCUGCUAUUCAUUUUGCAUGGGCAUUAUUGCUGCAUCAUGGGCUUAGCACUGCCCAAGAGGAUUGUGAUCAGUUUAAACUAUUGCAAAUAAUCCCUAAUCCCAGGUGCAACCAGACCUUUUCUCCAGCACUGCGACAGCACUGUGGAGAAAGUUAUGGCUAUUCGAUCCUACUCUGCCAAACAGAAGCACCUGUCUAAUUGC